AACAGCUUUUUUUCCCAUAAAAAACUGGCAGCACUGCAUUUGAUCAACAAAAACGUGCAUUUGCUCUUUGAAUACAAAUUGAAUUUAUUAAAUAAUUUAAAAAAAAUGGGUAAAAAGGACAAGAAUAAGAAAAAGGGAAAGGGUGCGGAGAAAACAGCAAUGAAAACGGAUAAGAAACAGGCGGCCAAACAAAAGAAAAUGCUGGAAAAACUGGGAGAAGCCGAUAUUGCUGAAACUGUUAAGACUUUGGAGGCUGAGGAAGGACGCAUAAAGGCAAUAAGCGAAGAAUUAUGCCCACCGCCAACUCCACGUGCCAAUUUCACACUCGUAUCGCAUCCCGAAAAGGAGGAACUCAUUAUGUUUGGCGGCGAGCUUUACAAUGGCGCCAAAGUGUCUGUAUUUAAUGAUUUAUACUUUUAUAAUAUUCCACGCAACGAGUGGAAACAGUUGAAAUCACCGUCGGGACCAACACCACGCAGUGGACAUCAAAUGGUCGCCGUUGCCACCGAUGGCGGGCAAUUGUGGUUAUUUGGCGGUGAGCACGCAAGUCCCUCGCAACUGCAGUUCUAUCAUUAUAAGGAUCUCUGGACAAUGAGCCUGAAGACCCGUCAAUGGACCAAAGUGACGUCACCCAAUGGACCAAGUGCGAGAAGUGGCCAUCGUAUGGUCGCUUCCAAGAAGCGUCUCUUCAUCUUUGGCGGCUUUCAUGAUAAUAAUCAAUCGUAUCAUUAUUACAAUGAUGUGCAUGUCUUCUCGCUGGAAUCUUAUCAAUGGCUUAAGAUUGAAAUUGCCGGUACAAUUGUUCCGGCAGUGCGUUCAGGUUGUUGUAUUGCUGCUGCACCCGAUGGCAAGAUCUUUAUUUGGGGCGGUUACGCCAGGACGUCGAUGAAGAAGGAUCUGGAUCGGGGAAUAACGCACACGGACAUGUUCUCACUGGACCAAGAUAAAUCUGGCGGCGACAAGUACAAAUGGAGCACUGUUAAAGCUGGCGGUUAUCGUCCAAAGCCAAGGAACAGUGUUGGCUGCACAGUGGCACCAAAUGGCAAGGCCUAUUGCUUUGGCGGCGUCAUGGAUGUCAACGAGGAUGAUGAGAAUGUUCAGGGACAAUUCGGGGAUGAGCUGCUCGCCUUUGAUUUAACGGCACAAUCCUGGCGACUGCUCGAUGUGGUGGCCAAGACCAAAAGCAGCGGCAAAAAGGAUAAUGAAAAGUCCAACGAUGUGGAAAUGGAUGAGAACGCGGCUGAGCCAGCGAAAUCCGUAACAACCACAACCGAUGGCAUUUUCACAGUGACUGUUGGUGGACCCGGUUCCAGUCAACCAACCACUCCAUAUGUCUCCGCCAUUCCGAGUCUGUUUGGCAAUGCUCGACGUACAGAUGCUCCGGCGCCUCGCAUGAAUCCGGGACUUUGUGUCUGCAAGGGCAAUUUGUAUCUCUUUGGCGGUCUGUACGAGGAGGAUGAGAAACAGCAUACACUUAACGAUUUCUAUGCCUUGGAUCUGCAUAAAUUGGAACAGUGGAAGGUUAUCAUUGCGAGCAAUCAGAAAGCGCACGAUUGGAUUGAUGACAGCGAGAGCAGCAGCUCUGAUGAGGAAUGUUCCAGCAAUGAUGAUGACGAUGAUGAUGAUGAUAGUUCGGGCAUGGACACUGAUUGAUUUUGUGUUAAACACACUUUAUGCAUAAAAUAUAACUAUUUUUUCAAUAAAAACUGCGAAAUUAUUUGUAAAAAUA
Messenger RNA from Drosophila innubila, 1729 nucleotides. Its product is annotated as kelch domain-containing protein 4. The transcript is spliced from 4 exons. The record is from RefSeq and is a predicted model, not a curated record. Bases 106 to 1653 code for a protein of 515 amino acids. NCBI's taxonomy places the organism in Eukaryota, Metazoa, Arthropoda, Insecta, Diptera, Drosophilidae. Gene Ontology annotation, molecular function: protein binding.